UUGACUCUUAUCGCUCUCUCUCUCUCUCUCUCUCUCUCUCAGCCUUGUCAGAAUCAUUUUUAAUCAAAUUGAAAUGGAUGAUCACAACAACAACAAGGCACUUUUCAAAGAAGUGUUCGGCGAUUCAUCGGACAGCGACGACAACGAACAACAAACACAACAACCUCAAUUGGAAUUGGAGGAAGAAGAAGAUCAUCAAAACCCGAGUUGGGAACAAAUCAAAGAGAUCAAAGGUCUUUGGUUGUGCAGAGACUUCCUCUCUCCUCGACAACAAUCUUCCCUCGUCUCCGCUAUUCUAAACGAAGGAUGGUUCACUGAACCCUCACACAACCAGGCUAUGAGGUUUGGAGAUCUUCCAGCUUGGUCAAGUGAAAUUUCAAACUCUAUCCGCGAGCUGGUGCUUUUAUGUGAUCCUGCUUCUGAUCCUGUGGACUUGGGAACUUAUGAUGAAGCUAAAGAAGCCUGUCCAUUUCCAUCAGAUUUAUUGCGGAGAGAGCCACUCUUUGACCAACUCAUUGUAAAUGUAUACCAACCAGGUGAGGGUAUCAGUGCACAUGUUGAUCUUAUGCGCUUUGAAGAUGGAAUUGCCAUUGUCUCCUUAGAGUCAUCAUGUGUGAUGCAUUUCACCCAAGUUGACCGAACAGAUUGUGACGUCAAAAUGGAUCCACCCAUGACAAAGAUCCCUGUUUAUCUGACACCAGGAUCUCUAGUUCUCAUGUCUGAAGAAGCGCGUUACUGUUGGAAACAUGAAAUAAAUCGCAAGCCAGGGCUUCAAAUAUGGGAAGGGCAGGAGCUAAAUCAGAAGAGGAGAAUCUCGGUAACACUGAGGAAGCUCUGCAAGGUUGAGUAGCAUGUUAAUCAUCACAUUAGAGCUGCAAAAUACAUCUGCUCUAUUGUUUUUGAGCAGUUCUCAUUCUUCUUGAUUAUUUGGACUUGUACUUUAAAUGUGGUUUGACUUGAGAAUAAUAUACAAUUUAGAAUGUUGAAGAGUGUAGUGACAAAUCUGACUUAUACAAAAACUUCUGAGAUCCUUAAUUUGAAUCUAUUCCAAAUGUUGUACGUUUUAUUUUUGCA
Messenger RNA from Quercus robur (English oak), 1074 nucleotides. RefSeq lists its product as uncharacterized. The record is from RefSeq and is a predicted model, not a curated record. Gene Ontology annotation, cellular component: mitochondrial matrix. Gene Ontology annotation, biological process: fatty acid metabolic process; DNA damage response. The transcript is spliced from 4 exons. The coding region runs from base 74 to 850 and encodes 258 amino acids. Lineage: Eukaryota; Viridiplantae; Streptophyta; Magnoliopsida; Fagales; Fagaceae.